Trypanosoma conorhini is the source of this 642-nucleotide messenger RNA. RefSeq lists its product as uncharacterized. Lineage: Eukaryota; Euglenozoa; Kinetoplastea; Trypanosomatida; Trypanosomatidae. The record is from RefSeq and is a predicted model, not a curated record. The transcript has a single exon. The coding region runs from base 1 to 642 and encodes 213 amino acids.
AUGGACUUUUUGGACGAGUGCCACCCACAGCCGCAACAGAGACACGGGCAGGAAGCACUUCAGAGCAGCGAGCAGCACACACCCCAUCAGUCGCAGCAGGACGCCGGCUCACUCUUUGGGGAAGUUGCUUCACCAACACAGGCGGCGGCGGCAAAGACGGCCGCUGGCGCGCCAGAAGCGGCACAGCCUGUCUACGUGCCGCCUGUUGUACCGCAAGCUGCCAACACCGAAGAUUUUUGGUCCGAUGACAGGGCGUCGCCGGCGUCACCGCUUCAAACCGAAACGAAUGGGCGUGGUGUGACCGAAGCCGUUCAGAAGGAAAUCGAGAAGCGGACACAAAAUAUAGAUGCAGAAUCUAAGAAAAAGGCGGAGGCCCAGAAGGUUGCCGCGGAGUCCUACAUGAAGCAAGUAAAGGCCCAACAUGAGGCGAGGCUAAAGGAGACGAAGGCGGAGAAUAUGAGGCAGCAAAAGGCGAAUGAAGCAAAGCGAAAUGAGUUCAAGAAAAGUGGUGCAGUUUGGAACGGCGUAGGCUUGAUGACGGACCUCAGCAAGGCCAAUGUGUACUCUAAAAGUACAGAGCGAAUGAGGAAUAUUCUGAGGAAGCUAAACGACACCGCAGAGGGUGAAACGCUCCAGUCGUAG